Molecule: messenger RNA, 864 nt
Organism: Lasiosphaeria miniovina
Lineage: Eukaryota; Fungi; Ascomycota; Sordariomycetes; Sordariales; Lasiosphaeriaceae
Exons: 3
Coding region: 1-864 (287 amino acids)
Molecular function (GO): oxidoreductase activity
Source: RefSeq, a predicted model, not a curated record
AUGGCUGACGCGCAGCUCACUGAUUUCCCGUCCCUAUUCUCUCUGAAGGGCAAAGUCGCCGUCGUUACAGGCGGCUCUCGAGGCCUGGGGCUGACCGCCGCUUCUGCCCUCCUCCAAGCCGGCGCCAGCAAGGUCUUCAUCUCGUCCCGCAAGGCCAACGCCUGCGAAGCUGCGUGCAAGGUCCUGAAUGCGCUCCCCAACUUAGCCCCCGGGGCCUGCGCCAUCUCGGUUCCCGCAGAUAGCGCGACCCUCGACGGCGUCAAGCACCUCGUCGCUGAGGUGGGGAAGCAUACCAAGCACGUCGACAUCCUGCUCGCCAAUGCUGGCGCCACAUGGGGCGAGUACUUUGAUACCCAUCCGGACAGCGCGUUUGCAAAAGUCAUGGACCUGAAUGUGCGAGGUGUGUUCAACGUGAUCCGCGAGUUCGCCCCUUUGCUCGAGUCUCGAGCCAGCGUGGCCGACCCAAGCCGGGUAGUAAUCACGGCGAGUGUGGCCGGGCUGAGCGUAGGCACGCUCGGCAAGAACGGAACAUACGGCUACAGCGCAUCCAAGGCAGCUGUGAUCCAUCUUGGGCGCAACCUGGCCGUCGAGCUGGGGCCGCGGCACAUCACUGUCAAUAGCAUCUGCCCAGGCUUCUUUCCCAGCAAGAUGUCCAUCGGGCUCCUCAAAGAGGCCGGCGGCGUGGACGAGAUUGCAAAGACGAACCCUAUGCUGCGCCUUGGUCAGCCCGACGACAUCGCCGGCGUUGUCAUUUACCUCACAAGCCGUGCCGGGGGUCACGUCAACGGUGCCACUGUCGAAAUCGAUGGCGGUGCCAUGUGGGCUCGGGGUGAGCUCAUGUCGGCGGGGAAGGCGAAGCUGUGA